AUGAGAAUGAAUAUAAUAUUUUUCUCCUUUGUUGCGUUCCUGUUGAAGGGACAUAUUGCAAAGGUUGAUGAAAAGAAGAGUUUUUCUAAAUUGUUUGAUCCAGAUUUGGUUAAUAAUUACGAGAAGUUAUUUAAAGUUAUAAAAUGUCAAUACUGCUUGAAACAGAAGAAGGGUGCGGAAAGUGAGAAGUGCAGUAAAAUAAUAGAAGAGUGUAAAAAUUUAUUAAAGGAUGGUGAAUAUGAUACAGUAUUAAAAGAUUUAAUGAAUGACGUUAAGGUGGAUAAUAAUGAAAAGGUUUAUGGGCCUAAUACAGAUGAAUUAAAAAAAAUUGUAAACUUUUUAGAGACACAUAUGAAAGAAGUGGAUGUUUUAAAAGGUAUAAUUGAUGAUAUAAAAGAAAACAAAGAUGUAGUAUUAGUUAAUGGAGGUAACAAUCCAACAAUGCACAAGUUAAAUGCAAAAAUGAAAUCUUUAAAAAAUAGUGUUCAAUAUAUACAGAACAGUCACGACACAAUAAAUGAACAAUUAAGCAAGAGCGAAGAUGAAACAAAUGAUAAUAUGAUACCUGAUAUGUUUCAAUUAAUAGGAAAUGGAAAUAAAGACACAAAUGAGAAUAUUCAAUUAGGAAAUACAUGUGACAAAGAAGAUGCACAAAAAAACGAAUUAAUAGACAUAGGAAUUGACGAAUUUGUAAAAAAUAGUAUGAAAGAUUUGUUUAAAGAUGGUGAAGGAUUUAUGGAUGUUGUGAAAUCUGCUUUAAUACAAGAUGCUGGAGGACUUGGUGGAGAAUUAGCUAGUCUCAUAGAAAAGGGAAAAGAAAUCGGAGACAAAAUUGCAGAUAUUGAAGGACAUAUAGAUGAUAAAAAAGGAAAAGAGACAACAGAAACCUUAACUGUUGAGAAACUAGAUCAUUUUAAAACAGAAUUGUCUUCAUAUGAAUAUUUAUUAAUCACUCUUAAAGGUAUUGCUUUGAGUAAGCUUAAAAGCAUUCUCAUAAAAUUGUUAUACAAAGCAUAUAUAGUUUAUCGUGCAAAGAAAGCAAAAGAAUUUGGGGAAAACCCACCAACUAUUGUUGCUGAAGAGCACUAUCUUAGUGAAUUGAAAAAAGGAGUUUUAGAAUUAGGUAUGAAAAUUCUCUUUAAUAAACUAAAAACUUUAUUAUCAAUUGUUAAAAAGAAGAUCUAUAAGAAAAUUGAAAAAAGAAAAAAUGCAAAAAAAGAGAAAAAUGUGAAAGCAGAGGAUGAAACAAUCAUUGCAAAUACUCUGAAUGGAGAAUCAGAUGAACUUACAUCUCCCAUGCUAAGAGGUUCUAUUCCUGCUGAAGAUAUUAGUUUAAUGAGUAGUAUUGACAGCUUGCUUGAAGAAAUUGAUUUCUAUGAAAAGGAGAUGUAUGACAACCCAGAAUCCGCUGAACCAUUGCACGGGGAGCAAAAGAACGAAGAGGCACCAAUUCAAGGAAUGGACGAUCAGCCAACGGAGGAUGAGACACAGACGGAGGAAAUACAGACGGAGGAGAUACAGACGGAGGAACUACCCAAGGAAGAAGCACCCGCUGUAAUAGAAGAAACAGAAUCAACAAAAGAAACAGAAGCUGAAACUGGGGAAGACUCAAAUGUUCCAAACGUAGACGAAUCUGAAGGAGUUACAAAACAGGAUGGUACCGAGGUGGUAGAACAAGGAGUUGAGCAAGUCACAGAUGAGAAAAAUGACGGAAUUCCAGGGGAAAAUGUCGUAACAGAUGUCACAGAACAAGCUGUCGAAAUGGAGAAAGUUGUUGAACAGGUUGUUCAAGAUGCUGAGAAAGUAGUACAAGAUAUAGCUAAUGUUGUUGAAGAAGUUGCAGAAGUAGUGAAAGAAGCAUCCCAAAUUGAUGGCGAAGUUUCAAUCGGAGAGGGUGUGGCACAGGCAGUUGAAACGGUUACAGAUGUAGUGAAUGAAGCAACACAAAUGAGUGACGAAGGCCCAAACGUAGAAGAAAAACCCCAAGAGUAG
Molecule: messenger RNA, 1992 nt
Organism: Plasmodium gonderi
Lineage: Eukaryota; Apicomplexa; Aconoidasida; Haemosporida; Plasmodiidae
Product: merozoite surface protein-9 precursor
Exons: 1
Coding region: 1-1992 (663 amino acids)
Source: RefSeq, a predicted model, not a curated record